GAGAAAACAGAGGAAAGACUCAGUCUGAGAUCCAGGAUGGACAUGAGAUGCAGAAGAGACGACACACAAAAGAAACUUAAUUUUGCUGGAAAAGUAACAUUUCUCGCUGCCAAAUAAGGGAUUAUUUUGUGUGAAACGGCAUAGAUACCAAAUACCUUCUGAUCAUCUUCAGUUUUCCACACAAACUUCACAAAAGAGACUAAAAAGAGGGCAUUUUUCUCACGUCAGCCUUGACAGAGUGCAGCUAAACAACGUCUUCUACCUCAGGCUCAGGAUUAUGGUCAAGCCUGCCCUGUCGGAGGAUCUGAAAGAAGAUCAAAAUGCUGAAAUGUAAAGUUUACGGUUUCUUCAGCUCCCUGCUGCUGCUUCUGCUCCAGGAGGUGAUCACUGCAGCCGCCACCGUAAACCAUGUCGUCCCUUGUAGCAUCUCUGUUUCUGAAACACAAUCCAGCCUGGACUCCAUAUCACUGACUGUAAGCACAGCUGGGCACGACUGCCUCUUCUAUGUGACAUCACCAGAUGCUGCAGAAGAAACUUCUCCAUGUAGAAGAAGAAACAGAGAGGAGGAACCAAAUGAGAUAAGUGGCAUGAAGCAAGGAGAGGAUGAGCGAGGAGCAAACUACCUGGAAACCAACCAGCUACAUGGAGGAGGGGAUGAUGGAGGAAACAAUAGCACCAGAGAGGUUUUCACCUGUGUGUUGCAUCACCUGGAGCCCGGAACCGCCUACCAGCUGCAGGUUCGAUCGCAGAGAGACGGGGAGUCUGCAGAGGUCAACGUACAGACCAUGCCGUCAGCGGUGGUCGGCCUGGCUGUGACCUCCAGGACCUGCAGCAGCCUCAGCCUUUCCUGGCAGGCCGGGUCCGGCAGGACGCAACGCUUCAGGCUGCAGCUGUGGGAACAGAGACCAGAUUGGUCUGGUCUGCUGAAAAAUGAAACGUUGGAAAGCACAACAACGCAACACUCAUUGACUGGCCUGACGCCUGGGCGGCUGUACAACGUUACCGUGGUGACGGAGACUGGCGAGCUGCAGAACAGCAGGAUGAUCGAGGCUCAGACAGUGCCCUCUUCUGUUUUCAACAUCACUGCCGUCAACAACGGCACAAGCCUGUGGUUGUCAUGGCAACACCCUGACGGUGACGUGAACGCCCUGGUCAUCACCUGCUUCUUCAGUGGGAUGAAGGUCUGGGAGACGAUUCUGCCUCCAGAUGCCACAGAUGUAGUCAUCCACCAGCUGACUCCCGGCUCGACCUAUCAGGUUGCAGUGACGUCCAGGAGUGACACCCUGACUAACCAAUCAGAAACCACAGUCAGGACAGCCCCGGUGCCGCCGUCUCUGCUCUCUUUGUCUCCUUCGUCCUCUGGUGGCCUUGUCCUGACCUGGUCGCCCCCUGCUGGUCACUGGGAGAAAUACAGGCUUUUCCUGUUGGACGGUUUUCAGGAGUUAACCAGUACCGUUGUGGACCAGAAGGCUGUAAACUUCAGCUUUCCCGGGAUGAAACUAACACCUGGAAAGCUGUACAGAGCAGUUCUGAGAGUAGAGAGUGGAGGUCUGACAGCCGAAAGCAGCUGUGUUGGAUCAACAGCUCCUGCUCCGGUGUCCGACCUCCACAUUCGCCAUGCAGAUGAGACCUCGCUCAGUGCCAUGUGGAGCCACGCCCCUUCUGGGUCGCGUGACAGCUACUUCCUUACCAUUCGUCAUGGAAACCUCACCAUGGAUACCAGAGAGUUGGAGCCUAACAUGAGGGAGUGCACUUUCAAUGUACUCACACCUGGGAGACUGUACACCAUCACUGUGACAACCCGGAGCGGGAAACUGAACACGUCUGUGUCGGUAGAGGGGAGGACAUUUCCAGAGACGCUGCGUACCAUCACAAUGAGCAGCUCAGGAGUCAACAGCCUGCAGGCAUCAUGGGAAAAACCACCAGGAGAUGUGGAGUCUUAUAUGAUGAGCCUGAUGAGAGAUGGUGUUGUGGUUCAGAACCACAGCGUUCCGGCUGCUUCUUCUUCUCUGCUGCUGUUUGGUUUGACACCUGGAGCCCUCUACAGGCUGCAGGGCGCCACCGUCAGCGUGGACCUGCGGUCCAAACCCAUCAGUCUGGAGGCUCGCACAGCCCCGGCGUCUGUCUCCGAGGUGACUGUUGCCAAUGGCGGCAAGUCAGAUGUUCUGCAGGUGUCGUGGCGUCCUGCAGCAGGUGUGGUGGACAGUUACCUGGUCCGUCUUCAGGACAGGAGCCGGACCAUUCACACACUGGCCGUGUCCAGGUCCUCACUGCCCGAGUGCUCCUUUAGCUCGUUGGUCGCUGGAAGGCUUUACUCGGUUGUCAUAGUAACGAGGAGCAGUGAUCUGGAGAACACCACCAUGGUUCAGGCUAGAACACAACCGGCAACUGUGCAAAAUCCAACAGCUGUUCACUCUGCAAGAGACGACUUCCUCAAGGUGUACUGGCGCCAUGCAGCUGGAGAUCUGGACCGCUAUGUGGUUCUGAUCAGUUACAACCACAGCGUUCUGCAGAACAAAAGUGUCUCUGCCGGACACAACGAGUGUGUCUUCUUGUCCCUGACACCAGGGAGACUCUACACCGUCACCGUGGAAACAUGGAGUGGAGACUACGUCAGCAGUGUCUCCACUGACGGUCGAACCCUUCCAGCAGCUGUAAGCAAUCUGCUGUUAGGCAAUGCAGGAACCUCUCACCUGAACAUCACCUGGAGCCCCGCCUCUGGAGAUGUGGACCACUAUGAGGUCACUGUGCUCUUCAAUGACACUCGGGUUUUUCCUCCGGUGACAUUGGGAAGCAAGAUCCAACACCACCUGCUUACCUCUCUGACUCCCGGGCGGCUUUAUAAGAUCCUGGUGUCAACGUUUAGUGGUCAGUACCAGAAGGCCCAGUUUCUGGAGGGACGGACAGUUCCCAGUGCUGUAAAGAACCUGCGGAUGGUUCCUCAACCCGGUCUGACAGAUGCUGUAGGUGGAUUGUUGGCCUCCUGGACAACUGGAGAUGGAGACCUGGACAUGUACAUCACGUCUCUGUCAACCAUAGAUGGAGUUGCCAUUGAUACUCGUCCUGUCCCCAAACACGUCACCUCUCUGGACUUUUUGGAGCUGAUCUCAGGCCACGCCUACAUCAUCACUGUUCAAUCACUGAGUGGGAAACUGACCAAUAGCAACACAGCCACAAGCAGAGCAGCUCCUGCCAGAGUCACAGCCUUACAGGCCGACAACGACCACACCACCCACAGCCUUACCGUCAGCUGGGAGCGGCCGGUGGGCGUGUACGACAGCUACAGCCUGCAGCUGCUGGACGAAGCCGGCCUCGCUCUGAUCAAUCGAUCGGUUGCAGCGCACAGUCAAAGAGAGCGGCUGGAGGGCCUGACCUCAGGGAAGUGGUACCAUGUGAAGAUGGUGACGCUGAGCGAUGGCGUGGCUUCCCUGGAAGCUGCCGCAGCAAAUGGUCAAACACGUCCAGCUGCGGUCAGUAAUCUGACGGUCAAGUGGGUCAACACCUCCUCUCUCAGAUUCUCCUGGCGUCCCUCAGAUGGCCACAUAGACAUCUAUGACCUGUCUCUGUACAGCAUCACCGAGGCGACAGCCAAUCACAGGCCAGCAGCUAGCAGGAAGGAGCAUCAGGCUUCCGGUGAGCUGGUGGACCUGCAGAAGGUUGGUCCAGCAGCAGACAGCUGUGUGUUCUCAGGCCUGCAAGCAGGAAGUCUGUACAGACUGCAGGUGGUGAGCUGGAGCCGAAGUAUGAGCAGUGACUCGUCUGUACUCGCCAGAACCGUCCCGUCGCCGGUCUCGUCUCUUCAGGUCCAGAGUUCAGGACGGAUGGACAGACUGACAGCCAGCUGGCAGCAGGGGGAGGGAAGCUGGAACAGCUACCAGGUGGUGUUGUACGACGCCUCUGGAGACACUUUGAGAGCUCAGAUGCUGGGGGCAGACCACAGAAGUCAUACCUUUCUCGGGCUGACCCCUGGUAAACUGUACCGUGCUGAGGUCAUCACACACAGUGGGGAGCUGACCAAUAACGUUGCAGUAUUCGGGCGCACCUCUCCAGAACCACCAACACACCUGUCCAUCAAACAAAGCCCUACCAAUGACAUCAUGGAGUUGACGUGGUCUGCCCCUGCCUCGGGAGACUACAACGACUUCAGCUUGGAUUGGACACCUGGAGACCACCUGACUGUCACACGCACACUCCUGACCAGCAGGGUUGUGACCGGGAUGUUUCCAGGGCGACAAUACAACUUCACUCUGAAGACCAUCAGUGGGGGCAGAGCUAUGAGUGGCCCCACAGUCAGCAGCCAGCCAAUCCAGAAGAGCAUCAGGAUAAGUCCAUCUCCUCUGAAGUCCAUUCACUGCUUCCCCCUCUCAUCCUCCUCCCUCUCCUGCUCCUGGUUGCCUUCGCUGACUGACUUCGACUCCUAUGAGGUUGAAUGUCGUCGCCAUGACAACGGGGAGCUGACUUCUGCACUGAGGCUGGCAGGAGGCGUCACCGCGGUAACGCUGAACCACCUGGAUGCGUUCAGGAAAUACUCGGUGACAGUGAGAGUGUCAUCAGCUGGACAGACGAGUCCACCGACGACGCACACCACUGUAACCAUGAUUGACCGUCCUCCGGUCCCGCCUCCCAGCAUUCAUGUCAGCGAGAAGUCGUCCAAAGUGACGUCAUCCUCCAUAUUGUUCCGUUUCAACUGCUCCUGGUUCAGUGACUCUAAUGGAGCCGUCCGAUACUUCACCAUCAUUGUGGCCGAGUCCAACGCCAAUGAGAUUGUGCAGCCGGAGCAGCGGCACCCUCUGCCCUCUUACCGCGACUACAUCAGCAACUCCUCCAUCAGAGCAUAUCAGACUGCCUACUUCCCCAGCCGCUGCCCUCAGGACGCCGACAUGCCGGCUGGACAGGUGGUGGAGCUGAAUCUCGGUGCAGGAGGUGACCGGCUGGGUGGGACAUGCGACCGUUACCAUGACGACGACCUCUACCUGAGUGACAGCUAUGGCGACUUCUGUGACGGGCCGCUGAAAGCCAAAACUUCCUACAGGCUGAGCGUGCGAGCCUUCACCAAACUGUUUGAUGAAAACCAUCGGGAGUUGGCCGAGCCACUGUUCAGCGACACCUACAUGUCAGGACCGCUCAGGACUCACGCAGAGCCUCUAGGUGGCGUGGUGGAGGGUCUGAGCGCUGGCAUGUUCCUCAUCGGGAUGAUGGUGGCCGUCGCGUCUCUGCUGGUGUACCGACAGAGGCUGCGCAAAGUGGCUGUGCAGGAGAACCCGGUGGUGAGGAUGAGCAUGUGGAAAGAAGUUCCAGCCUCUGGGAUGUAUAUGGGUGUCAGGAGUAAUCGUCGAGUCACCAGUCCCAUCAAAGCCUGCCACUUCGAGUCCCACCUGUCCAAGCUGCAGGCCGACUCCAACUACCUGCUGUCUGAGGAGUUUGAGGAUCUGAAGGAUGUGGGCCGAAACCAGACAAUGGACGUUGCUAGACUGCCAGAAAAUCGUGGAAAGAACCGCUACAACAACAUCCUGCCAUACGAUUCCACCAGAGUGAAGCUGUCGUACCUGGAGGACGAUCCCUGCUCCGACUACAUCAAUGCCAGCUACAUUCCUGGAAAUAACUACCGCAGGGAGUACAUCGCCACUCAGGGGCCGCUGCCCGGCACCAAAGACGAUUUCUGGCGAAUGGUGUGGGAGCAUGGCGUAUACAACAUCGUCAUGGUGACGCAGUGUGUGGAGAAAGGGCGGGUAAAAUGUGACCAGUACUGGCCUGCAGACAGAGAGCCGCUGUACUACGGUGACCUGGUCAUUCAGAUGCUGUCAGAGUCCGUCCUGCCCGAGUGGACCAUCCGAGAGUUCAAGAUCACUUCGGAGAGCAGCAGCAGUUACCCUCGGGUUCUUCGCCACUUCCACUACACCGUGUGGCCGGAUCACGGAGUCCCCGAGAGCACCCAGUCCCUGAUCCAGUUCGUCAGGACGGUCAGAGACUACAUUGACCGAUCACCAAGUACUGGAGCUACCGUUGUGCACUGCAGUGCUGGAGUCGGGCGCACAGGGACCUUAAUUGCACUGGAUCGGGUUCUGCAGCAGCUGGACUCCAAAGCAACCAUCGACCUGUAUGGCUGCGUAUUUGACCUCCGUCUGCACCGCCAGCACAUGGUCCAGACUGAGUGCCAGUACGCCUUCCUGCAUCAGUGUGUGCGUGACGUCCUGAGAGCCAGGAAGCUUCGAAGCGAGCAGGAAAACCCGCUGUACCCCAUCUACGAGAACUUCAACCCAGAGUACUGCCACGAUUUCAUCUUCUCUGGACGCUAAAGCCAACAUCAUGGUGUUCCAGUCAGGAAUCUUGUUUCCAGCUGCCUCCUGGCAUCAGACCAGCAGGAUCUCAGCCCUGAGAUGUUGUCUAAAAAUUAGAAAGAAAUACUUCCUGGAAAUUUUCCUUUUGAGUAUUGGAAUAUGAAAUUAGAUUAGACACCUCCUUUAACCCAAGCAGAAAAGAAAGAAAUCAGUCACUGCACCCAGAAAAACUUAAAAAGCUUAAAAAUUAUGGAUGAGAAUAUAUGUCUCAAAGUUAAAUGCAGUUUCAUGUUUAAAGCUAGGAGAAACAAAUGGUGACUUAUAUACUGUCCUUCAGAAAGAAAGCUCCUUUUCUUGUCUCAUUGGAGGUUUAUGUUGUCUUGUGGCUUCAAACCUCCUGAUUACAGAUAACAACAAUCAAGCCAGAAAACCCAACAGAUCAGAUGGUCCACCAGGGAAGCAAAGCAUCUAUUUUUAUAAGCUCUAGAACGCUGUAUGUUCUCACUCUGCUACAUAUAAGCUGUUUAUUUAAAGACACGUAUUGCUGUAUGUAAAUAUUGAUGUAAUACACCUUUUUUACAUUAGAAUGAAUUUAUUGCUGUCAGAUAUGUUUAGAAUUUUACUUCCUGCUUUCUAUUCGUUUCAAUCUGAAAACUAGAAACUGUGAAAAUAACUUCAAGCAGGAAGUUUAUUUUCUUCCCUUUUUAUACAAUGCAUCAACAUUUUCUGGAUAAUCUGAAGAGAUUUACAUAGUUUUUCUUGCUUCAGACAGGAUUGAAUGUUUAAAUCCUGUUCUGUUCAUUUUAAAUGAUUUCUGCUCACAUAUGAAGUCUUUUAUUCAUUUUUAGGUGUUUAGUGAUUGAAAUAUUGAUUAUAUGAAUACAGUUCCAAAUUAUAGGUAAUUAUUUCAAAAUUCACAGUCAGGUGAAUGAAAGUUUAAACUGCACAUUUUUUUUGAUAAUUUCUGCUGUCUGAUCACUGGAAAGUGGAUUAUAAAGUCUUGAUUAAAAGUAGCUGCCCAACA
Molecule: messenger RNA, 7302 nt
Organism: Melanotaenia boesemani (Boeseman's rainbowfish)
Lineage: Eukaryota; Metazoa; Chordata; Actinopteri; Atheriniformes; Melanotaeniidae
Gene: ptprb
Product: protein tyrosine phosphatase receptor type b
Exons: 40
Coding region: 321-6296 (1991 amino acids)
Biological process (GO): protein dephosphorylation
Molecular function (GO): protein tyrosine phosphatase activity; protein binding
Source: RefSeq, a predicted model, not a curated record